Messenger RNA from Laccaria bicolor S238N-H82, 825 nucleotides. RefSeq lists its product as uncharacterized. The coding region runs from base 1 to 825 and encodes 274 amino acids. The transcript has 3 exons. The record is from RefSeq and is a predicted model, not a curated record. NCBI's taxonomy places the organism in Eukaryota, Fungi, Basidiomycota, Agaricomycetes, Agaricales, Hydnangiaceae.
AUGUCUACUCAUCCCAACUGCUCUGGAACUUUCUCCGCCGAAUAUGCGGGGGUUAUUAUCUGCCAGGAAGUUGAUUGGGAGUAUCCCUUUUCCUCUAGACGCCAUCCCAACCAAGAGUCAGUGGGUGCCCAGGCACAUCCUCCUCCGCCCAACGAAGGGGGUAACCGAUCAAACGAUGCGCUGGCUCGACGGCGCGAUGCAGAGCAUUUUCUUGCUACUAGCAUUCCUCCUGUUAUCAACAGCAACUUUAAAUUGCCAAAUGACUCGGAGAUCUUUUAUUUUCCUCGCUCGCCGGAGUAUUCAGCCUAUCCUCUUCAUCGGCGUGUCGUCUUCACUCAUGGUGACACCAAAGGUCUAUCACUCUGGCGUGUCCGUGCAGCGGACAUCAUGGGGGUAGACUUCGUCGACAAUCCAAUGUUGCGCGUAAUCACCAUUAAACCCUACCAGACAACAAUCCGGCUUCUCUUUGAUUGGCCACUGCCCCCUCGUCAAAUUCAAGAACAACCUCGUCACCUGACACACACGCGCGUGGUCGAUAUUGGGACAUUCAAUUCAAAUCCACACAAAAAGAACAAAUAUAUCAGGACGGCCUGUCUCGCUCGGGGCGUCGCGUAUGCGGUACAAGAAGAUAUAUAUGCUCUUUUGAGGGAUAGACCGAAGCUCAUUGCGCCCAUCUUUCCGGGCUCGUCGACAUACGUCGACCUCGGCAAGAUCGAUUUCAACAAUGUUCUUCUUAUGGGACUCAACUAUUAUCCGGAGACGGAUGUAUGGGUGCCAGCGCUUGCCGCUCCUUUUGCUGUUAUUCGGCGCGCUUUCGUUGAAUAA